CAGAUGGGCGUCUUCGAGUUGAAGAAAUGACAUUAUUAGUUGAUGUGUUUAGGGAAAAGGUAGAACAGACAAGAAGAUUUCAUGAAAGAAUAAGUUGUGUUAUUAAACAGCAAAUGAAUGAUUCCCCUUAUGUAAUGGAUGAAUUAUGGGGGUUUGUAUUAGAAGAAUUACGCGUUGAUUGCGCGGAAGCAUUUGAAAUUGUGAUGGUAUCGAGAAGUGUAAACAAUACCAAAAAUAAUUGUUAUGAAGAAAUAAGAGAAGAUAAAGUUUGAAAAAAUUGUUAAAAUUAAAAAA
This is a messenger RNA of Meloidogyne enterolobii, 294 nucleotides long. Lineage: Eukaryota; Metazoa; Nematoda; Chromadorea; Rhabditida; Meloidogynidae. The record is from the annotation of a GenBank genome assembly.